GGUUCUUUUAAGAUACAGAAUACAGAAUCCUGUUUGAUUUUUUCCAAUCUAAACACAUGGGGUCCAUGCUUCGAUCUGCUGGAUGCUCCCUGGCUCACGAUUUUCUUCACGAUCAUCUCCAGCCGGGCGCGGGCUCGGGCGGGCUCCGGCGAAAUGGUCGGUGCCUUGUCCGUGGCCAAGGAGCGCCUGCCCGCCUGGGAUCAGGCGGAGGAGCUGGUGGCUUUAGACCGUCUACGCUUCCAGCAUUUGCACCGAGUGAUUUAUGCCCACAGGCAAAGGGUGGAGAAUGCCGAAUCCUACUAUGACGCCUUGGAGACAGAGCGCCAGGCCGAAGUCAUGCACGCGCGUGCCGAGGCCAUGCGGGUCUCCCGGGCCAAGCGGAAGGAGGAGGCUGUUGAUAGCUUGAAGCGUGACAACCAACGCAUGGUGGAGCGCCUUUGUUUGGUGAUGAAGGACUCGGAGAGUCGGCAACAUCAGUUGGCCGCGAAAGUGUCCAAGCCACCGGGCUCAGCUCCGGCAGGUUCCCUGAAUCUGGGUUUCCGCCGGCGAGCUGCUCGGCAGAUCGACCAGGACAACAAGGUUCUGCUUGACCGCCUGAUCAGAAUCGGUCCCACGGUGAGCACGCGUGCGGAGCUGGAGUCGCGAUACCAGGUGUAUUCAACGCUGGUGCACAGGCAUUCCAGGCUUCGGCGGCCCUUGCACAAAGCUGAUGUGUUCAGGAUCCCCCCGCCGCCCAUUCGAGCGCCUCGCAACCUGAAGCGAAAAGCCUUGGAGGCGAGGCCGUCGAAGGGCGCCAAGAGCUCGGGUGGUUCCAAAGAGGAGGAGUCUUCUGUGAAGACAGCAGAGGAAUCCUCUGGGCGGAGGAAGACUUCGACGCCCGAACCGCUCAAGAGCGCCAAACAGGCAGCUCGCACAGAGCUCGAGAAGGUGAACCAGAACGUGUUGCAUAAGAUCAACAGUCAAGGAGAAGUGAGCCAAGGAGCACGAGGGGAUCCGGACGAACAUGAGGAUCCGCGCCAAGUGGAGACUCCUGAACCCCUUCGUGCCCAAAAGGUCGCUCAUGCCGAGCUGGAGCGGAUGGAGGAGCGAGUGCUUCAGAAGAUUCGCAGUGAAGGGAAGAUGCCAGGUGACUCGAAUGAUGAGGACGCGGAAUAUCCUCCCGACUUCGAAGAUGAUGAAGUGGCCAAGGAGAAAGGCAAGGCUCGGCCUGAAGUGGACGAAAGCCAGGAGUAUGAAGAUGACUAUGAGCCUGAAGAGGCUGAAGAUUACAGUGAUGUCUUUGAAGACGAAGCCGAUUCCUCUCGGAUCACCUCGCGCCAGCCCUCUCCCAAAAAGGGUCCGAAGAAGGAGCCGGAGAGGAGUGAGAGUGAGAUGGAGGACGACUUCGAGCCCGAAUCAGAGGAAGGGGAUGCCGAUGAGUAUGAUAACGAGCCCUUUGAGAGGGUUGCUUCCUCUGAGAAAUCUGAGAAACCAUCUGAAGAGCACAACUCCAGUGUUCCUUCCCUUCCAGGAUCUGCACCAUCCAUGCACAAUGAGGCACCAGCACCGAGUCAUUUGACUCAUGUUGCCAGUGAUCCCGUGGAUGAACAGCAUGAGGAUGUGAAUGAACUGACCAACGAGGAGGAUGUGAAUGAGCUGCAUGAGGAUGUGAAGGAGGAAGAGGCCUUACAUGAAGAAGAGAUUCAUGAGGACCCCACCGAGGAGGAUGUUGAGGCGUCAAACGACUACGAGGAGGACUUCGAGGAUCUGCACUCCUUUGCAUCCAACGCGCCCAACGCAUCCAACGUGCCCACCCACACAGCGGCGGAUUCGCCGCCCAGCACGGCGAGUGCGGCCAGUGGGGGUGCAGCGGGUGGCGUUGCUCAGCCCAAAAGGUGGACUCAAGACUUUGAAGAUGAUGAGGAGGACCUCGAGGAUCCGCCCCUGGACGCGGACAAGGACCGCGUGGACGGCGAGGACCGCGCGGCCGCGGCGGCGCUGGCGGCCGCGGCGCGCGAGCCCGGCGGCGGUUUCGGGAUCCGAGGCGUUGGGCCAACGUCGUUGCUGCCAGAUGGGACCACUCCCUUGAGUCCGAUUUCUGCCAGCUACGACGACGAUGACAACAUCUUCGAGGAUUCGGGCGAGUCGCUGAACUUCAAUGGAUGACGGCAGGAUUCCCGAUGCGCCCGGACAUCCUUCCGCCUGAUGCGGCCUGUGAAUCUGCGGCGCUCCGUCGUGUUCAGCGAAGCUUUUUCGUGCGGGUCAACAGGGAACGGAAACGUGGCCAGGCGGCUGCACAGCACACGGGAAGAAAGGCUUUGGGUUCAUUGGAACGGUUUGACCCACAGCCCAAAAGCAAUUAGUCGAUGAAACCACGAAGUGCUGGACCAAGUUUAAAGCAGUUUCACCCCCAGACCAUUCUCCCUGCUGCGUGCGGGGUUAGAAUGGUAACCUUGAGGCACCGCAUAAAUCGUGUGAGAGCCUCAGCGAACCCAGCAAACAUCCGUUUUUAGCUUUUUCGCAGACUGAAGACAGUCCAGCACAAACGACCA
Molecule: messenger RNA, 2531 nt
Organism: Durusdinium trenchii
Lineage: Eukaryota; Dinophyceae; Suessiales; Symbiodiniaceae
Source: the annotation of a GenBank genome assembly